UACUUUGGUAAUUUAUUAAAAAAUGCGAUUUAAAUAAAAAAAAAUACUCGUAUACGUUUUAUAUACUAUUAAUUAAUACAUGAUUGAUUGAUUGAUUUACUGAUUUUUUUUACUUAUUUGAAUAUUUAACGCGGGUUUUAAAUAUUUAAAAAAAAAUAUUUAUCACAGUGAGUGCGCGACGCGUUUUGGUUUUGUUCGUUUUAAAAAGAUUGAGUUUUAGUUUGAGUUUAUCGACGUGCCACGAAUUCGCUGAAUCAACUGAACUCCGAAGAAAGUUUUGAGCUAAGAGUCAAGAACCCGCGAGUGAGAACCGAGGAUUUUAUAGUGAGGAACUAAAAUAGAACAAGAGAACAUUCUGUGUGUAACCUGAUACGGUUUCCUGAUAUAGCUGUUUCUUGAUAAACCAACCACGUCGACGGUUAACGACGAGAACUAUUUUCGACGGAGAAUAUCCGACGGAUACUCCUAAGUCUUCAUUGUAGAUAAGGAACUACGGAUAGUUGGUUGCUGAAGAAAACGAUAAACAGAACUAAGAAUAAGAAUCAGAAUAAAAAUAAAAGCUGGAGACUGUGGGGUAAAAGUAUCUUUACUUGGUGUAUUUAUCAUUUAUAUUUUAGUAACUUAUACUAUACUAGUUCUGCUGAUGUUUUAUACAACUCGGGUGAGUGCGACAAGUUAUUUUUAACACACGAACACUUAGACACCACGUAUUGGAAUUAUUUUUGGUGAGAAUAAACCGUCAGUUAAGAGGAUUACCAGCAAACGUUUCAGUCGUCGUCGACAACGUAUUGCUUGUUGGUUAUGUGUAUAUUUAUUUAAUUGAUUGCUGAUAAAUAUUUGUUUGUGUAUAUUGAAGAUUGAAGAUAAAGAAUAGGAAGAUUAGAGUGAGAAUUAAUUGUUUUUUUAUUGGGUGAUAAAAAGAUAAUUUGAGAGUAUCAAAGGACAAGGCUAGAACGUAAGUUGGGAGUGAUGCCAAUUGGCUUUGAAUCCAUUUUAAUUUAAUUCGAAAGUGGUUAAAUUAUAAAACUUUAUUUUGUUUCAUUGAGCGUUGGCAUUUACUUGAGUUUAAACUCGUCAACGUCUGUUAAUUAAGUGGCGGAUUUUUUAAAAUUUCUGUAUUUGGGUUUUUACUUUAAAUUGUCAAGAUGAGUAUCCCGGAAGGAGUGACCAAGUGCGUUGGAAUUCUCAAGAUGGUGACGAGCGAUUCUGAAAAAUUUGCGGCACUUUUUAUGGUGACCAAGCUGGUGGACAGCAAAGACUGCAGCUCAGAGGCCAAGAAAAUGAUCUUCGAAGCUAUUGGGUCAAAGUUUUUACGGCGAUUGUUGGUCAGCAAUGAUGUACCGGUUGAUUGUCCGCCGCAAGUCUACAAAUCAGUCGCGUUGUCAAUUCUUACGGCCUUUUGUAGUGACUCGGAGCUGGCUCGCCACCCGGACAUGGUCGCACAUGUGCCAGCGCUGCUGGAAAUCGUCUCUCAAGCUGAUGAAGACGCUCCUGAUGACACUCUGAUUAUUGUAAGUGAGGCGUACAGGUGUCUGCAGAGCAUAGCGCAACAUCCGGCUGGACAGAAGGCUCUGCUUGAGCAGAAAGCCAUUUCCAAGAUGUGUGAAAUAUAUUCUGAGAAGAGUUUCCAGACAGACCAGGCGCUAAAUAUCCUGGUGACUUUGGUGAGUCAGUUGGGAGCAGAGGCUUGGGACCCCGUUGACCCGGCGCCUUUCCACGCGAUCAUGAAUAAAAUAGCACUGGACUUUGAGACAGAUCAUUCAGAGAGGAAAUUUGAAUUGUGUGGUAUUUUACAAGCUCUGAUAAAUUCAUGCCGUAAAGAACAAGUUGUAGACACGUGCAAAGAAGAAUCGUGGCCUCAGAGUCUGUACAAAGGACUCUGUGAUGUACUUGGUUCGAAGAUUGGUAAAAAUCAGCGAGAUCCGGCGUUAAAAUUGGCCUCAGCUGUACUCGAAUUUUUUGGAGUUGAAUGGGCACUUAUGGAUGAAGAAAAGCCCAAGGUGUUCUUUUUAUUAUUAAUUCAAUUGGCGUCUAUUGAAGUGCGAAUGCAACUUGAAGGCAAGCAAUUGAAAGCCGUUAUUCAAAAUGCCGAUUUAAUAACAGCCUGUUUUGUUAUUUUGGAAGUAUCCUUGCAGUACAUCACCACAGACCAAUUGGACUUGGAGCAAAAAGAAAAACAGUCAUUGUAUACAGCACUAAAGGGAGCGUUUUCUGCGGUCAUUGGUUUGCUUACUUCAGUUUCGAAAAUGAAAGAGCUCACGGACAUAAAAGAUAAAAUAUUUGUCUGUGCAAUGGUAAGAGUUUUAGCCGCCUGGUUGGUUCAAGAUACGUCAUCAAUGCGUCCUCAAGUGUACGCCGUUCUUCCUUACAUGCUCACCGUCGCCAAGGAUACGUUUUACGCCUGCCGCAAUCGUAAGAUGUCGGAAAAAGUAAAAGCCAAUAAGACUGAUGAGUCUUCGUCGUCAUCUGAACCCGUCGUUCAUGAUCCUCUCAGCGAAGUCGACAUACUCCGAGUUCUGCUGCCGGCUCUGUGUCAUCUGGCGGUUGAAGAAGACGCCCGUAAGAUUCUGCUUAAACACAAGCAAGAAGAAAUUCUCUUUGACUGUUUGUCUUAUCACUGGACCAUAGUGCAAAAUAAAAAACCACCGGUACCCAGGUCAGAGCGCCUCAAAGCAAUAAAAGAACCGCAGAAAGAACUGGAGCCCCGAGUCCUGGAGGAAAUGAACGACUCGCGCGCUGCGAUGGUCUCCAUCUGCAAUGUCCUCAUGAACAUUACAGUCCUUGAAGCUAAAUUGGUCGAGCAGUCGCCCACUUUCGUGGCUCUGCUCAAGUUCAUCUUCGACAAUCUGCCGAUACUCAAGCAGGCCAGCGAGAACCUGGUCCUUCAUGGCCAUCUUGCUGUUCUGGGUCUGCUGCUGCUCAAACAGCAGGCGAAGCUCGCCAAGAAAAAUGACUACAGCAUCACCGGGUACAUCAGAGCCACAAUAAGAUUCCUCUGGGAUGCUUACAACGUCGACGAGAGCAACAACCCCACGGAACUGGUCGUCGCAAUAUCUUACAAAGAACACUGGAUGGAGAUAAUGGAGCUCUGGUUCCUGGGAAUGCAGACGAUGGCCAGUGUCUUGCAGCAGAUUCCCUGGCUCGCGGAGUUCGCCAUCGAGUCCGGGUGGGUCGAGGGCAUCAUCGACGUACUCAAGAAGGUCAAAAUAGGCUCCCUGCCUCCCAAUGUUAAAUCUGCGUAUGAAGAUCUACUUUGUCAUCUGGUGAAAGCUGAUCCCAAGGUCGCCUCCGAGCUUAAGAAAUACGACGCACUUACUGUUUGCAGAAAUCACCGUAUGAUGGAGUUGGGAAAAAGUUUAUUCGGCGAUUAAUUUUCUAUCAAUCAUUUUUUUUUUUUUUCUCAUUAUUAACAAAAGUAAUUAAAAGAAUUUAAAAAAAUGUUUUUGACACUGGCUUUUUAAAUUAAAAUAUUAGAGCCUAGCAUUUAAAUUAAUUAUCUAAUUAUAAAUUAAAUAAUUAAUAAUAAUUAUUGUUAUUAAUAAAUAGUCAUAAUUAUUUUGUUGAUUUUUUUAAAAAUAUUGCAGGUCAUACAUUUAAAAAUAUGUACAUUGGUCAUAAAUAUUUUAAUAAGACAUCAGACCUAGAAAUAGUUCCUGGCAACUGAGACGGUGCUAAAAAUAUUAUUUAUUUAAAUAUCAAAAGUGUAAACUCAUAUUUAUUAUAAUUUAUAAAUAUUUAGUUUAUAUUUUGUAUUAAUUAAAAAAUUAAUUAUUUAAUGCAAACAAAAAUUAGCAUCGUUUCCGGGCUGCGCUAUUUUUAUGUUUAAAAAAA
Molecule: messenger RNA, 3831 nt
Organism: Microplitis demolitor
Lineage: Eukaryota; Metazoa; Arthropoda; Insecta; Hymenoptera; Braconidae
Gene: Neurochondrin
Product: neurochondrin homolog
Exons: 1
Coding region: 1146-3371 (741 amino acids)
Biological process (GO): neuron projection development; regulation of neuronal synaptic plasticity
Cellular component (GO): dendrite
Source: RefSeq, a predicted model, not a curated record